Molecule: messenger RNA, 636 nt
Organism: Grammomys surdaster
Lineage: Eukaryota; Metazoa; Chordata; Mammalia; Rodentia; Muridae
Product: olfactory receptor 4D2-like
Exons: 1
Biological process (GO): G protein-coupled receptor signaling pathway
Cellular component (GO): membrane
Molecular function (GO): olfactory receptor activity
Source: RefSeq, a predicted model, not a curated record
GUCUUCUUCUUCCACUUCCUGGGAGGGGCCAUGGUCUUCUUCCUUUCAGUGAUGGCCUAUGAUCGCCUUGUGGCUAUCUCCCGGCCUCUCCACUACGUCUCCAUCAUGAACACCCAGCUCUGUAUGGGACUGGUGGUGGCUGCCUGGGUAGGAGGUUUUGCUCAUUCCAUUAUCCAGCUGUCUCUGAUGCUUCCAUUGCCCUUCUGUGGCCCCAAUGUCCUUGAUAACUUCUACUGUGAUGUCCCCCAAGUGUUGAGACUUGCCUGCACGGAUACCUCCCUCCUGGAGUUCCUCAUGAUCUCCAACAGUGGGAUGCUGGAUGUCAUCUGGUUCUUUCUCCUUCUGAUCUCUUACUUGGUCAUCCUAGUGAUGCUGAGGUCGCACUCAGGGGAGGCGAGGAGGAAGGUGGCAUCCACCUGCACCACCCACAUCAUUGUGGUGUCUAUGAUCUUCAUUCCAAGCAUUUACCUGUAUGCCCGGCCCUUCACCCCCUUCACCAUGGAUAAGGCUGUGUCCAUCAGCCACACGGUUAUGACCCCCAUGCUGAACCCCAUGAUCUACACACUCAGGAACCAGGAGAUGCAGGCAGCCAUGAAGAGACUAGCAAAACGCUUAGCAAUUUGCAACAGGGAGUGA